AUGGAGACGCCAGGCGCGUCUGCCAACGCGACUUCAUUCUUGCCGUCGCCAGCAGACUUGCUCAUGGCAUUACCGCGCCUCUUCUCCAAGGCCAGUUCUCUCGGCGACAUGAUGCGCUCGGGUGGAAGCGUUAUCGCGGAACCCACGGCCAACAUGACAAACAGCACCAUGACGACUACAGGCUCGGGAUUUGUACAGGAAUCCAUCGCUGCAGCGGCUUCUGCGAUGUCGACCGAGGGCGAGAUGACCGUGUGGCAAGCUUUGAGGAACGUAGCCGCCUGGUUUAGCUACAUUACUUCCAAAUGGGCCGUCGCAACAUUCGCCCUGGCAAUCGUGCUUAAUAGAACCCACUUCUACGCCAACAGCCGCGUUCCACUUUCCUUCGACCGCCUCUAUCUUCGUUUCGCCCUCUACAUCAUGCCCUUGAUCCUCUUCCUCUAUCAGACGCAGAACACUCUACGGGCGAUACGCUGUCAAACCUCCCCCGGUUGGUCAGAGAUGCAGUACGGAGCAGAUGGUAGGCAGCUGGAUACAGACUUCGGUGGCGAAGGCGGCUUUCUAUGGCAGGUCACGUCAAAGAUACUCUUCUGGGAGACCACAGAGAGCUCAUGUCGAGCUGCGAAUAUGUUGCCCAUCGGUCCGGCGACCACGCGGCCUUCUGGAUCGCUAUCGCUUCUAUGGCCCAUGUUUGUUACACUUGGAUUUGGCCAGUUUGUUGAUACCUUGGCCUGCGCCCUGCAAGGAAGACGCCCCAUUCAGGAAGUCGGUAUGACCAUCUUCGAACAUUCGCUCGCAUUUGCAGAAGCUGAGGCUGUCGUUACGAAGCCGCUAGCGGUCGAUUCUGUACGCUUCUUCAAACCGAAGUCUGUCUUCACUCCAGAUGGCACAUCCUUCACGAUUCCGAGGUCGAAGCUCUCCAAGAUCGCCAAUGUACCACCGGAAGUGCUGUUGAUUUCCCUCAUCUCUAGUUUCAGCCACUUCAUGAGCAACCUGUUAGCCAUCGCUGGAGUGCGCUCUAGAUGGCGACUCGUCACGACAACAAUCUGCGGACUUGCCUAUAUGUCAGCUUUCGCAUGGAGCUGUGUUCGUCUAGCAACCAUGGUCACUGAUCCAGACCACUAUGUGGGGAUAUUGAGAUUUCCUACUGUAUGCAUCAUUGGAUUCAUCCCGCACUUGUUGAUACUUGUGGGCAUCGCGAUAUGCGCACUAAUCUACCUGCUGGCCUUCAUCAUCACCGUACUUUCUCCACCUGCAGGACAUGCCGACAAUCUAUCUCUGAGAGAGAGAUUUGCAUCCGCCUACGGCAAUCUACAUGCCAACAUUCAUCUGUCCUCGAUUACGCCUUUGACUAUCAAUUGGCACGAAGAUUUCUAUACGACUAUACUCAAGGUAGGCUAUGUCAUUCUCACAUCCGCCAGUGAAGCCGUGUUUCUCAACGAAGGAACCAAGGUCAAUGUGCACCCUAUGACCUGGCUCGAAAAGCAGAGGUUGCAGGAACUACUCGCUCGGCGAAGAAGAACACGAGAGAUGAUCACCGACAUCCCGUCCGAGCUCAGGAACGACACAUUCGCGCAAGGCAUCGAGGUAGUUGACGAACUCAACGAUGUCAGAACGGAUACAUCACUGUCAGGUUAUGCAAAAGAACGUAAAACGCGAGGAGUACAGGCAUCCACUGAACCAGCCAUUGGACAGACUGAUCCUGCGAUUCAACAACGUAGUCGCUACUUGCAGACCUACCAGUUCUUCUUCCGUAUAUCAAAGUUGAUUAUACUUAGUCUCGCACGGAUCACAGACUGGGCGUUGACUAAAGUCUCGAUCAGCUAUCGACCAAGAUGGCUACAACGCGCUGUUGGGUUCCACGUUGACCAUGUUGAUAAGAUGUAUGCUCCGCGACACUCCGAUCAAGCGUUGGCAAGAGAGUCAUGGCUUACCACAGAUGAUCGGUCUCGAAUUCGCCAGGACCGGAAUUUUGACGUUGAAGUCUUCGCGAAGGAGAGGCUCCGACAGAGUGGGUUCUAUUCGGGACCCAAUGGGGAAGAUUCUGAAGAACGUCUUGACGACUACCUGUACUCCUGGUGGCGCAACGGUAGCCUAUGGAAUGACGUUGACAACACCAGAGACUAUGUUGACUCGCAAGAUGAUGACACGACUAGCGUAGUGUCAUUUGCUACCACAACAGACAACGACGAGUGGUCAGACAUGGACGACGGUCAAAGAACACCUACGCGUGCAACCUACCAGAGAAGUCGGGAAGCAACACCCAUCCUUGACGACGCAAUGGACUUCUCGAGACUCUCUCAACUCCUGGAUCCAAAAUCUAGUGAGGAUCGUGAAGAAGCCAAGCUGCUGUCUCGCCACCUCCAGAGCUCCAAUAUCAUGACACGCUCGCAGUACCGCAAAGCUCUUGAGCGCGAAGAGGCGAAGAUCCUCACAACAUCACGCUACAGGAUGAGCGGCGGCGUCAACAUGACGCCCGAAGAAGAAGAACAACUUCUGGAAGAUUUCAUACUCAGUCGUCGCAGCGCAACGGCGCCGCAGGGCGCAAGUACAGCUGGAAGCUGGGACACGGGUGCAGAAGAGCCCAUCAACGCAUCACAAAACGUUUCGUACCAGCAAACCUCUUUCAACACCGCCACCACCUCCCAGCAUGGACAGCGCCGCAGCCUUGACUUCCAGGUCUCUCUGCAGCCUCACUCGGGUGAGCUGCGGGGAGAGUCUGGGCCACAACCCCGCGGGUUCGCUCGCGAUGCGACGCGUUCAGAGGCCGAUACUGCAGUCGAGACCGUGGAAACAGAUGGACUGAAGCGCGUCGCGUCUCCCUCACCACCCCCGAGGGACAGGAUCACCGAAUACGAGAAUGCGCUGAAGUCUUCACCGCGAAAGCCUGCUGAUGGGCCCCUCUUCGAGAUCGUCAAGAGCAACAAGAAGCCCAGCGAUAAGAGCUCGCCCAUCGCGAAUCUGCCUAAUGAGGUUCUGAUCCAUGCUAUCGCCCACCUGUCACCAAACGAUCUCGCCGCCGUAUCCCUAGUCUCUCGCCGCUUCCAUGAUGUAGUCACUACCCCACACGCCUGGCAGGUGGCAUUCGGUCGCUACUUCCCUGGCCCACACUCACUCGAAGAUGCCGCCUUUCGUUCAGCCCUUGAGGGCAGUGGCUCAGUCGUGCGAUCAGAGAAGAGACGCUUCACCAGGCUCACUGCGCUGGCAUCGUGGAGAAGCGAGUACAUUCUACGCACGAGACUGCUGCGGUCUUUGGUCAGGGGCAAGCCUGUACAGGUACCUGCGACACCGUCCCGCGCGUCUCAAAUGCAGACCAUCACCCCAAUGAUUACCUACGAUGCCAAAACGUACACCAUCAUCAACCACUUGCAGGCCACGUUCGGAACCGGUUUGAACAAGAAGAUGCCGCGCUUCAUCCAUGGUGCAGACGACAUUGGCAUGGUGACCAGCAGCGAUCCGAUGACUGGCAAAGUGGAUCCUUGGGGACAAAGCGACCCUCACUUCUAUGGCCAAUUCUCAGAACGCUUUCCGGGUACCGCAGAGUGGGGUCUGGGCUCAGGAGAGGUCGUCGGGCGACCCAAUGUUAUGGACAUAUCGCAGCCAUACGGCAUGAUCUAUGGCCAGGGCUGUCCCGAAGGCUCGUGUUAUUACCGCUCUCUUGAGGAGAUGCGUGGUCGAUUCAUAGCUGAACCCACCGACUUCGCUAUGCCUGAAGUCGGUAUACCAAAGCUGGGUAUCGACGGUGGUGCUAUCUGCAGCGUCUGGAUCGCCAAGUCAAACACGAUCCCGACCCUUUCGGAUGGCUUGAUAGGCAUGAUGAUGGGAUCUGCAGCUGGUGUCGUCAGUGCUUGUAGCAUCGGUACAGAUGGUCUCCGCUCGUCCCGUGUACAGCGUGGGGAGCUGACUGCGCGCUGGGUUCUCAGCCCGGGAGUACCUAUCAUUGCCAUCGCCGUCGACGAACAAUACUCAACCAAGCGCUAUGCUCAGAACCGCAUUUGGGCGGUCGCUUUGAAUGCACUUGGCGAGAUCUUCUACCUCACUAAAUUCCCAACUCGCAGCCAGGCUACGAAAGGCGACAUUGAGCACUACUCGGAGUAUCUAGGUUGGCUCACUGGCCGGACCGUCUACUGGAACUUGGUGGAGCCCAGCCGACGUACUGCGAGGCCUGACCCAUACAGCGAUGCCGAUGUCGACGGUAGUUAUUCGCCGCGAACCUCAUGGGAUGGCAUGUGCUUAAGCAAGGAUCAGAUCAUCGCCGAAACAAGGGAGAUCCAAGAAUAUCUUCGCAAGCAGCCAAAACAUUUCCGAAAAGCAUGCCUUGGAUGGGAUAUGCGACGAACGCUCGAGGUUGACUUUGCUGGAGACGACGGAAAUCAUGCUGGGGAAUCCGUAGUGGUCUUCGAAUGCGGGCUUGAAGAGGGAGACGUCGCCGAUGUUAAACGCUUCACCCGAUGUAAGAUUGACGAAAAAGACAAGAGUACGAACAUCUCAAGUCGCAUUUUCACGCCUCAGCCUACGCAAGCUACAUCUUUAUUCGGCGGCCCCGGCGCGGAUUCCACAAAGCCUCCUCGUGGUCGCAGCUCUUCAUACCUCUCGACCACAAGUUCACCGGAACGAGCCGCUCUAUUCGAAGAAUGGAGGUGCUCAAAGUUGACUUUCGGCGGUUUCAAGAGCACUCAGGUCACUACAACUGCUUUGGACGUCUCUACCUUUGCCACUUUGACUUUGUUUGAGGAUCCUGCGCUUGGUUUCUCGACUGCCUCGACUGCAUCCUCGCCUUACUCUUCCCCGAUGUCUGUUGCCAGCCAGCCGGCCUCUCCCUCUGACAUCCCUGGACAGCGCGCAAGGUUCCUCGCCGCUGGUACCAAGUCAGGCGUGGUGCUGCUUUGGGAUGUCCGGGCGCCUACGUCGCGCUCAUCGGAGUACACAAACGACAUUGAGCCUGUUCGUAUCAUCUACACCGACUCGCCAGAAAUAUCCUGCGUGGCUGUCACUUCACUCUAUCUCGUAGCAGGUGGAAACGACGGCUUGGUACAGGCAUGGGAUCCGCUGGCUUCGAGCAUGUCGCCCAUAACAACGCUUCACUCCCGACAUGCGUCGCGUGCUCGUAGACAGCUUGUGCAGGCCCAAGCUUCCGUUCAAGGAGUCGGCAUCAACAUGUUUGCUGCUGGUGCCGUAUGCCUGGAUCCUGAUCCGACGGUCUUGCGCGGUGCAGUAUCUCUUGGCAAUCAGCUUCGAUUCUGGAGUUACAGCUCAUCUGCCGCCGAUCAGUAUAGAAGCAGUAAACGCAGGCUGCGAAGGGCCGAGCGUGGAAGUAACAAUACCACAGAGCGCUUCGCCGGUACAGGCAGAGUCAACCUGAAGAACUACAUUGCCAACGAACAGUUCGAGUUGGAGCGUGAUAGACAAGAGCGUCACAAGCAGGCCGAGCAUUUGGCAGGCCGUUUUGGCACGGAGCUACUAAGCGAGGAGGAGGCUCUAGCAUACGCUGCAAUGCUUUCGCAAGAAGCUGCUGAGGCAGACGAACUACGCCGCAUCGAGCGCGAGAGCAGUGCCCUUAAGAGUGAGCCUGUAACGCCAGAGGCGAGCGUCCAAGGCCAACCUCCAUCGCCUGACACCAAGGACGACGACGAACUGGAUGCCGACAUCGCCGAAGCCAUCCGUCUUUCUCUCAACGAUAGCUCCGGAGCUGGCAGCUAUGAACCCGCCUCUACGCCUCCUCCUGCGUUCGAGAUUCCGAUCAAGUACGCCAAGAGCAAAAAGUCUCCGCAGUCCCGCUCCACAAAGAGCACGCCCAGGAAGGGUAAGGCCGCUGCUGGUUCGAGUAACGAGAGCGAGAUGUCAGAUUUGGAAUUUGCCAUGCAACUGAGUCUUGCUGAAGAGCAGAGUCGGAAGGAUGCCGAAGAUGCGUUUCCACCGCUCAGUCCAGCAGCUGGCAGUAAGGGUAAGGGCAGAAUGUGGUAG
Alternaria metachromatica is the source of this 5961-nucleotide messenger RNA. RefSeq lists its product as uncharacterized. The coding region runs from base 1 to 5961 and encodes 1986 amino acids. Gene Ontology annotation, molecular function: protein binding; ubiquitin protein ligase activity. Gene Ontology annotation, biological process: ubiquitin-dependent protein catabolic process; protein ubiquitination. The record is from RefSeq and is a predicted model, not a curated record. The transcript has 4 exons. NCBI's taxonomy places the organism in Eukaryota, Fungi, Ascomycota, Dothideomycetes, Pleosporales, Pleosporaceae.